Messenger RNA from Echinococcus granulosus, 1122 nucleotides. RefSeq lists its product as hypothetical. The record is from RefSeq and is a predicted model, not a curated record. Lineage: Eukaryota; Metazoa; Platyhelminthes; Cestoda; Cyclophyllidea; Taeniidae. The transcript has a single exon. Bases 1 to 1122 code for a protein of 373 amino acids.
AUGCACCAAUGGAGGCGAAGCAACUGCGCCUGUGAGUGGCUACUCCUAGCCCUGCGCACCGCGUGUACGCACGUGUUGGAGGAGAGCCCUAGCUUACGCAGCAGAGUUGAUACAGUCUCUUUCCACAACACCAUGGCAUUACUCAUCCAACGAUUAGACAAGGAAGGAAGGGCUAUUUACUUCCGGAGUCCCGCAGGAAUUUCCGACCCGGUGAAGUUCGACAGCCAUGACCUCAGCACCCAGGACCGAGUAAAUGACCUCUACAACGAAAACCGUCUCCCAGAUUCAAAAAUCAACGGCUACGUCUGCAAUUACUCCUCUUACCUCAUCCUUCAUUAUCGUAAAGAGAAGCAAAAGAUAUAUUACAAGGCUGUUCAGGCCACCUACCCAUGCGAACGCGAUCCCACCCUUGUAUUUAUGGUUGUGACCGACCCAAAAAUUCGGAAUCAGAUUCAAGUAAUACGUCUUCCCACUCCACUUGUGGGGACCAUGUUUCGCUAUGUGAUUGAUCAACUGCAGCUGAGUCCGAUUAGCGAAACUGCCAACUUUAAAAACGAAAGCGUGCGCACCGCCGUGAAUUCCGGCUCAAGUUUCUCCACACCGAUGGCGGAGGAAAGUGAUGCCAGUGUGACCUCGGCCUCCCACUACUUCUACCGCAGUGCCGCACACAACCCGACUAUGCGAGCUUUUUACCGGAAGGAAGAAGAGGAACCAAAGCUGCCUCGAGUCCAACCCUUUGCAUUUUCCUCUAUUGGAUAUUCCAACAUUUACAAUUCCCAACGCUCACUGAAUCGCCAAAAAAGUGACAUCUUUGAUAAUUUCGAUUCCACCAACUACGAGAUCUACCGGCCAGUCUCCCGAAAGUCUCGGAACGGCAGAUUUGCCUAUGACUGCGGAGAGCUUCGUCGCUCAUCACGGAGACGGGCGUCUAGACAGCGAUUCGAGAGUUCCGGCUACAAUUACAACAGCCGAGCAGCUAUGCUCAACAAGAAUCUUGUCUACCUAGACCCGGAAUACGAGGACUAUAGGGGGAACCGAUACGAAUAUGGCAUGAAGCAACGAUCUGUAUUUGAUCGAACAUCCAGGAGCGGAUCAGUACCCCGCAGAUACGCCCAUUACUAA